CGUGGCAGUGCGCAAGUGAGCGAAGCUCGGCGGCCUACCCCGCACGAAGUCCAAUUCAUAAUCCCGACGUGGAAUUCAUGCAUCAGGAGGCUAUGGCAGAUACCUGCCAACCCCCCGGGUUUCCCAUCCUCAAUGAUGUCCGAGACUGUUCGCGCACUCCAAGAAUCGCUACGCAAGCAGCUCACGUCCGACCCAUUACGUGCUCAAGCACCCCCCAACUUUGAUCGGAAUCUGCAGGAUCUCGAUCCCACAGACAACAUAAUUCUGCAAGCUGGAGCGGACCUGUCAACCUGGUUCGCCAUCUUCACUAUUCGUUCCGAAGACCGUGACCAGGAGUUCCCCGACAGAUUCGGCUCGCUCAGCACAGAGGAGCUCCAUUUGUUGGUUCAGAGUACUAAGAAGAUCACACCCUGUGAAAAUUACCAGCAGCGGAUAAAAGCGAUCUUCUUCGACAACAAGAACAAGAGCAAGGACCGCCGAACCCAGAUGACCCGCGGCGGCUGGACAGGUGAAGCAGCGCCAGACGGCCUCAGCCUCCCGAACGGACCUUGGGAGAGAGCGGCGGUUGUCACCCCUCUACCGAACAAUCCGGAUUCCCCUCCCACCGAUCGUCGCUCGACUACUGCUGAUUCGUCCAUGCCUGCCUCAACACGGCCGCAAUGCGAUCUCAACCCUUCCGGGCCGGCUCCGAAGCGGCAACGAGUGGACUCGAACAGAGUGACUGAUCCAUCCGGCACGUCAAGUGUCGACUGCAAUCAAGAACAAGCACAAUACGGCUGGUCGCUUCAGAGCAACAAUAAGCCUGUCUACCGUGAAAAUCUGGUGUCUGUUUUCCCGGAAUUCACGGUAGAAAGCAUUGUUUCUGAUGGUGCCCACGCCUCAGUUCGCUUCGAUUUCCCCGUUGACCCGAACUCUCGACCCAGUUUCAUGCUCAUCGACAUCAAGUAUGAUCGGGUGCAUAUCUUUGCAGAAAAGCUUUGCGGAACAACAAUAAUAGAGAAAGAAGACAGAAGAGGAGUAAAGAAAAGAUAUACAGUAGACAUUAGGAGAAGUACAUGGACGCGUAUCGACGGGACGGUGACCUUGGGGCCUGCCAGGCAGAGGUGUGUAGAGGAAUUGCUGGGCUCAAUUUCAUUCCUAGCGUUUCGUCACAGCCCCGUCUCUCAGAGGGAGGACAGAGGCAAGGAGACCACGGGUUGUGUAGAGCUGAUUAUCCCCGGUGAUCCCAAAGCCCCAGGUACCGUGCAGCUGCUCGGAGCCGAUACAAACCUGUCGGAGAUGGCAAACAGUCUCACGACAGUACCCUAAAAGGUUCAGUUAAACAAUACAGCCAGAACCCCUUUCUCAGUGUGACUUUUGCAGUUCUGUGUUCCUCUGGUACCGCUGUCCAUUCUUUGUCUCCCUUCUUUUUCCAGAAAACCUCAGCCUCAACCCAUAUAACUUCCUGUCCGUCACCUUCGACUACUAUGCCUCGUGUAGGUAAAGAGUCAUUGAUUUCGUCGCUUGUGGGUUGCUUACCCUUUGGUUAGCAACCAAAAGAUGUGAAGAGUCCCGCGAGCACAUACCAAAAAUUUGAGGGACAUCUUUCCUGGAAUGAGCGUGGAAGUGCGUUGCCGGACGUUUUAGUAGCAGUCUUUUCCGGGUAGCAGUCAUGCUCGAGCGUAGAUGCUUCAUACAUUAAAACGUGACGUCUCGGCCUUGGUCGGGUAGAACGCGCACAAACAAGAAGCUGCCUAACAUGCAUGCCCAAAGAGGGGUUGUU
Microdochium trichocladiopsis is the source of this 1762-nucleotide messenger RNA. RefSeq lists its product as uncharacterized. The transcript has 2 exons. NCBI's taxonomy places the organism in Eukaryota, Fungi, Ascomycota, Sordariomycetes, Xylariales, Microdochiaceae. The coding region runs from base 133 to 1308 and encodes 391 amino acids. The record is from RefSeq and is a predicted model, not a curated record.